GAGGGAGAGAGAGAGGCAAAUGCUCCCCAGCUGUUUCCUGUCUACAGUGUCUGUGUUUUGUAGAUAAAUGUGAGGAUUUUCUCUAAAUCCCUCUUCUGUUUGCUAAAUCUCACUGUCACUGCUAAAUUCGGAGCAGAUAGAGCCUGCGCAAUGGAAUAAAGUCCUCAAAAUUGAAAUGUGACAUUGCUCUAACAUCUCCCAUCUCUCUGGAUUUCUUUUUGCCUCAUUAUUCCUGCUCACCAAUUCACUUCCAGACUUUGUACUGCAGAAGCAAUGGGAAAAAUCAGCAGUCUCCCGACUCAAUUAUUUAAGUGCUGCUUCUGUGAUUUCUUGAAGAUGAAGACACACAUCAUGUCUUCUUCACACCUCUUCUACCUGGCACUCUGCUUGCUCACCUUCUCCAGCUCUGCCACAGCUGGACCAGAGACUCUCUGUGGGGCUGAGCUGGUGGAUGCUCUUCAGUUCGUGUGUGGACCAAGGGGCUUUUACUUCAACAAGCCCACAGGCUAUGGCUCCAGCAUUCGGAGGGCACCUCAGACAGGCAUUGUAGACGAGUGCUGCUUCCGGAGCUGUGAUCUGAGAAGGCUGGAGAUGUACUGUGCCCCGCUCAAGCCUACAAAAUCAGCCCGCUCUAUCCGUGCCCAGCGCCACACUGACAUGCCCAAGACUCAGAAGGAAGUACAUCUGAAGAACGCAAGUAGAGGAAGUGCGGGAAACAAGAACUACAGGAUGUAGGAAGAGCCUACAAGAAGCAGAAACGAUGAGUCACUGCAUGACCCUUUGAUCUACAUUAACAACCUGCAAACAUUGGAACACCUAUCAAAAAAAUUAACAAUAAGAUGAAUAACAUUUCAAAGAUGGGCAUUUCCCCCAAUGAAAUACACAAGUAAACAUUACAACAUGGUCUUUAGGAGUGUUUGUUAAAAAAAAAACAAAAACAAAAACUUUGCACCUUGCAAAAGUGGUUCUGGAGUGGGUAGAUUGCUUUUGAUCCUUUAUCAAUAACGUUCUAUAGAGAAAAAGUAUAUAUAUAAUUAUAUCUCCUAGUCCCUGCCUCUCAAGAGCCGAAAAUGCAUGGGUGUUGUAUAGAUCCACUUGCACUAAAUUCCUCUCUGAAUUUUGGCUGCUGAAGCCAGUCAUUCAGCAACUGCGUAUAAGUGGUUUAUGAAUUACUCUCUUACUUUUACUUUUCCCCACAUAGCUCAAGCUGCUUGUUUUACAGAGUUCAAUAAUCCUGUCUAUCUCCAUUAGCCCUGCCCUUUCCUACCAUGGGUAUUUGUUGAAUUUGGCCUCCUCAAAAGCAAUAGCAAGUAAGUAGUCAACUAGCCCACCAAGUUUUUACCCACCCGAUUCUGUCUGUGGCAUUUGUACCAAAUAUAAGUUGAUACAUUUAUUUUAGACAUAAAGCUUUAUUUUUCCACAUCAUGUUACAGGAAAAAAAAAUAGAAUGACAAUAACCGCAACUUUGAGGCCAAUCAUUUUUAGGUGUGUGUUUGAAACACAGAACGUCUCUUUGACUCUCCAUGCUUCUUUCAAAUGAUAAGUUAGUGUGUAACCUAAACAGCCAUUUCUCUCUUUUUUAUUUUUUCCAUAUAGAGCACUAUGUAAAUUUAGCAUAUCGAUAAUACAGGAUAUAUCAAACAGUA
This is a messenger RNA of Phodopus roborovskii (desert hamster), 1646 nucleotides long. RefSeq names its product insulin like growth factor 1 (gene Igf1). The transcript has 4 exons. Lineage: Eukaryota; Metazoa; Chordata; Mammalia; Rodentia; Cricetidae. Gene Ontology annotation, cellular component: extracellular region. The record is from RefSeq and is a predicted model, not a curated record. Gene Ontology annotation, molecular function: growth factor activity; hormone activity. The coding region runs from base 274 to 735 and encodes 153 amino acids.